AGAUACCAUGGAAGAUACAAGCACAGUCCAUGGCAAGCUUUCAGACAAGAGCACUCGAAAACUGAUUUGUAAAAUAAAGAACUUUCUGCACACACUCUGUAUAUUUGGAACUUUAAAGCGCGAUCAGUUGUGUGAGGCACAAAACCUUACAGAAAUAGAAUGCGACGUUAUACUAAAACAUUAUGAAUCCUGUGGAAGUUCAACUGCGCAAUUUAUCAACUGUCUACUACAAAGUGGAUUUUUCGACCCAUUGGAAAAUCUUUCCGAAAGGUUAAUCCCUAGUAUAAUAGACAAGAAUCAACUGAAUGAAAAUGCCAGGAAAUAUGCUAAAAUUGUGUAUCUGGACCCAAUAGCUAAUACAGAAACACAAAAUGCAUGCCCAGGCUCUUAUUAUGAGAAUUAUGAAUACAUAGAUGUUAACAGGCCUGAUGUGUAUGGUCUUACGGCAUUGGAGUAUGCCCUGAUUUAUGAGAGAUCAGACUUGGUGAGAAUAUUGCUUCAGGUUCCCCAGUUAGACCCAAACACCACGCUACAUUUCACCAUAGCUGGACUCAGUGCAGAUGUUUUAACAAAUUUUCAAACUCGACCUUUAGCCGACAUGGUUGCUAAGAGAUCGAUUUCACUGCAAAGCACGGUGAGAAAAGAGCAACUCUUGAAUGGAUUAGUCUGUCGCAAAAGUAAAGAUUUUGUUGAAACGCUGCUGAAACACCCUAAUUUGGAUGUAAAUGCUUUAGACUGUGAUGGCCACUCCGCCUUAUAUGAAGCAUCACAAAAUGGCCUAUUUGGUAUUGCAAAAUUACUAAUGGAACACAAAGAUAUUGACAUUAACCAACAUUGUAUAGAUGGCAAUACAGCUUUACAUGCAGCAAUCCAAAAUGGCUGCCACAAAAUGGCAAACGUAUUACUUGACAAUUCCAAUAUUAAGGUGAAUGCAUGUAACGGAAAUGGAGAAACGGCUCUAAUGCUUAGUGCAAAUGAACCCCAUCUCAUUGAAAAAAUGCUUACAUCGUUCGAUGACAUUGACGUAAAUGCUGUCGAUAAUAAUGACCAGUAUUCAACAUUGCAUAGAGCAGUAUUAGCUAAGAAUAAAGAAUCGUGCCAGUUGCUAUGUAAAGAUGAACGUAUUAACUCUUUGGUUAAAGACAAACAUGACUUGACGCCCCUUGGGCUCCUUAAACACCAGAACUCAUCAAGUGAGUACCCAGAAAUAUUAAAAGUACUACAGAUCAAAGAGCGCAAGUGUCGAGAAGAUGAAACAUUAAAAAUCAAAACAGCUUUAGAACAUUUAUCUGAUGUGAUCAGACAAUCAUAUCUGAUCUCUAAUGUAAAAACUUUCAUGCAGGCAGAUAUUGAAAAGAUAAAAUUUAAACUAUCCAGAUCCACCAAAACAGAAGAAUGAAUGUUACCUGAAAAUCUGACACAUGAAUUUUAAUGUACAAAACUAUUUAUAUUAUUUAUUUUAGUGAGAAAAUAAGAUGUAUAAUACAUGGAUUAGUAAAACAGGUUACUGUUACUGUUACUCAUAAUGAUGCCCUGGACAUUUUUAUUGUAAACACAUAUGAUAUAUUCAAGCUCAAUACAUUUGUAUUUAUUUAUGCUUGUACUGCAUCAGGUCUGUAUACUUUUUUUUUAAAGCAAAAAGUCAGAUGUAUGACAUGAAAAGUUGAUUUAAAUUUCCAGAAUGAAAACUUAAAAAACGAUUUGAAGAAACAUACUAGUAAAUACACAGAAGUAUAAAAAGUUGUUACAGGUGUUAUAAAUUUUUCUAAUGACAUUUAUGGUUAAGUAGAGUGAAGUAAGUGC
This is a messenger RNA of Owenia fusiformis, 1803 nucleotides long. Lineage: Eukaryota; Metazoa; Annelida; Polychaeta; Sabellida; Oweniidae. The record is from the annotation of a GenBank genome assembly.